UGCCGCCCUGCUUGCUUACACGCUCAGAGAGAGAGAGAGAGAGAGAGAGAGAGAGAGAGAGAGAGAGAGAGAGAGAGAGAGAGAGAGAGAGAGAGAGAGAGAGAGAGAGUACUUCACUUAUGGUGGAGGAGCUGACGGCAUGGGUUCACACACAUCGGUCAUCACUGAUGAUGUGCCGUCGACCGGACAGGCCAGUGGCACUGCCAGAGGUGGUGGUCGUCGUGGACGACGUCCGAGUGCGGCCGACGUGUUAAAGCAGGAGCCACGGGAAGGCCUUCGGACGACGGGCAGGCGUUGGGAGGUUAGGAGCGACAUCGAGCACGAGAGGGAGGCCGAGGAGGAGGAGGUGCCCCGUCAGGAUCGUCGCUACUCUCCCUCCCAUCAUCGGACCACGUCACCGCCCGAGGCACUUAGGCGUUCGGAGAGGUUGGCGUCGACAGCAGGGAGAGAGCGGACGCAUGACAGCGAGGACCGUGAGGGGGAGAGGACUCCUUUCGGCUCCGGUAUCCGCCCCCGCUCGCCGUCGGAGCUUCGUACAGACGACUUUGACGUUGAACACACAGGUGGGGGCUUGAGGGAUUUCAGCGAUCCGGGACAUCGACAUGCCUCACCGUCAGAGGUGCCUACCGUCCACUUCGAUUUGCAUGGCCGUGUUGAGACCGAGGAGGAGCAGGAUGCCCGCCUGGACCGAGAGGAGGAGGAGCGGCUGCAGACUUUGCCUGGAUGGGAGGGUCGGUUCGCGUACCUAGAGGAGCAGCGCCGACAGAGGGACUUGGAGACAGGAGGGUGGGGCGGCUUUGACGCCGACGACGGGGGUGUCCCUAGGGAGCCGAGCGACACAUCGGGUGACGAGGGACGGGAUGUCGCCGCGGGUGGACGAUCUCCCCAUUGUGGAGGCGGUGGCGACGGCGAGACCGCUUGUGAUGACGGAAAGGGUGCCGCCGUGUGUGGCGGGGGAGAGGGUGGACCCGGUGGAGAUGGGGAUACCGCAGUUGACAAGGGACAGGGUGACGCCGUGGGUGGUGGGGGAGACGAUGGACCCGACGGAGAUGACAACGACGAGCACGGUCGCGGGGACGAUGCGUAUAGGCUUGCAUUGGUCUUGAGGGACCCCGCAGUCGCCCCCCUGCGCCCUGACGACAGAGCGCACACUUUCUUCGACGCCGACACUUUGGCGCAGGCGCUAAUAGAAGACCCUUUCUCACAUACGGGCCGCAUGAGUGGCGACAGACGACCCGCUGAGAGGGUAUAUUCACUGUUGCCGUAUGUAGUGCAGAGCCCUCGAUGGUCUUGUUCGUCGCUUAGCGGCGUGAGAGGGAGGGAGUCCGGGGCGGUUGAGGUCGGGUCGGGCCGACGCAGUGACGGCGGCGGAUGUGCAGGAUCAAUGCCUCCACCACCCGCACGGGCCGCAGAGGCGGGCGUCGACGCCGACGACGAGACGCCGGCACCCAGGAUUGCGCACAGCAGCGCUUUCCCGCCACCAGUCCGAGGCGGUGUCGGCGGCGGAUGGUUAGCUCAUUGACGGGUCAGGGACCGCUUGAGGGCGGAUUAUGACGCCGGGAGGGGCGUCUUCGAGGGACGUUUGCCAGCUCAGAC
Molecule: messenger RNA, 1596 nt
Organism: Chara braunii
Lineage: Eukaryota; Viridiplantae; Streptophyta; Charophyceae; Charales; Characeae
Source: the annotation of a GenBank genome assembly